CGACGGUAAUCGGGCUCAGACCAACAGAUUGAAAAAAGGCCGAGAAGUUACAGAUUCAAAGUAAAAAUUCAAGCGAUCAAAGUCUCUAUCAAAAAAAUUUCUGUUACGAAUUAUUAGCUUGUAUUUUCCCUGUAUGUGGGGAAUAGCAUCUAGAUUUUAUUUUUCACCAAGUGACUCCUGAAUCUCCUGGAUUCAAAGAACAGCAGCACUGAAAACCCAAGAAUAAACGUUUGUAAAUCAAAUGGUUAAGGGGAGCGCAAAAAGGAGGGUCGACCCAGAGAACUGGUUAUUUCAUAGUAGUAGCAGACCACGCAAGAAAAUAGGACAUCCAGGUGUUGUAAAUAUUAGCCCUGCUUCUGUUUCAGCUCAGUUACUUGCAGUGACAUCAUCCUCUCGGAUUAGAACAGUUAUUGGUCAGUCUGUAGCUGCUAGGUUGCUGGAUUUUAUACUCACAACUCUGCGAAACUCAUCCAUGGAUUCCUCUUCCGAAGAGCUUCUCUCUGAUGCCUUGUUUGCAGCAUUACCCGUGCUUCUGGAUCGUAACUUGUCACAGGUAUCUCUCUGGAGUGCAGAAACUCUUGGGGCAGUGGUUCUCUGGUCAUAUGAAAUGAAUGUGAAAGUUGCUAAUGAUAAAGAAAUUGUCACCGCCCUUGUAGCCAUGAUAAGGAAUCAAAACACAGAUAUUUCAGGAGCUGCUUGCAAUACACUGAUGGAUUUGGCAACAACAUCGGCUGGAAGAGAAAAGCUUCGAGAAGCUGGUGCUAUCAAACAACUGUUUUAUAUGUUUUGUCAGGUUUCCCAUUCUUUGUGCAAAGGUAAAGUAGAAUUUGCUGAUCAAAAGCAUUUGUCAAGAUCAAGUGGCACACAUUCUGCCUUACAGAUGGAAGAGGAUGAGUUUCUGAUGCUGAUUCUCAAGGCAAUAUCAAUUCUGGUAUCUGAUGACAAUGGCAACGGUAUGGCAUUCCUGUCAAAGGAUCUUGUUUUUGUUUCUCUGUCUUUCAUGCAAAAACUGUGGGCUAGGAUCCAAGAGCAGAAUCAGAAACAAAUGCAGAAUGUAAGUUGUAAAGAUAACAGUAAAUGGUCAGAUUUUUCUGCAAAGAAUUUGAUAGCAAAGGUGAUUUUUAGAUUAGCUAUAGAGCAAGUUGUCCUCAAUUGCUCAACAUGCUUUGUUGAUAUGGUGAAGAAAAGCAUUUUUAAAGAUGCAGGUUCUUGCUUUGAACAUUUUGCACGAUAUCAUUGGGAGAGCAGUCCAAUGUUGAUAAGAAAAAUAAAAGAGAGAGAAAGUGACAAUGACCUCAUUUCCUUAUUGAUUGGAGCAACAUCAAAGCAAAGUAUUGAUGAUAUAUUAGACCAGAUAUUGACAGGAAUGGUUUCUUGUCCACCUGUCUCAGCAGAUAACUUAGAUGUAAUAGAUUUUCUCAGAGAGAUACAGGACAGUCUGGGUCAUCCCAUGGUUUAUGGCCAGGACAUUCGAAUUAUAAGAUCAGUUACAGAAGAGGUAAAUGGAGAGUUUUCAAAGACAAUACCAAGGACAAAAGAAGAACACUAUUUUGGAGGGUUAAAUCACAGUGUAGAAGCAGAGAUGCCUAAUUUUGUCUGUUUGCAAGACUGUAAGAAAGCAUAUGAAAUGGGCUAUACAAUUGCAAUAAGAGGCAUGGAAUUCCGAUCUCAUAAGAUUGCUGAAGUAGCAGAGGCUUUAGCCAUGAUAUUUGGACAAGCAUCUGUAGGUGCCAAUCUCUACUUGACUCCUCCAAACUCUCAGGGGCUAUCUGUUCAUUAUGAUGAUCAUUGUGUCCUAGUUUGCCAACUUGCAGGAAACAAGAUAUGGGCUAUCUCUUCUCCGGAAAAAUUGCUUCCUCGUUUAUAUGAACCUUUAAGUGCUGUGCAUAAUGCACAAGUUGACAUUACUGACUUUAAACAAGUUCUGCUGAUGGAAAGAGAUAUUUUGUAUAUUCCUAGAGGAUUUCCACAUGCAGCACACACUAUUUGUAAUAAUCAAAUGUCAGAUGAGAGAAAGCUUUGUGAGGCAUGUCUAUGUGGCCAUGAUAUUCACCCUAGUAUUACGGCUAUAAAGACAAACAUGACUGAGCAAACACAUGGCUUUGAUAAUUUCCAGGCAUCACAGUCAGCUUGCCUCAAUAAAAGUAGUUACCACUUAUUCCAUAAGGCUACUGGAUUUGAUGCUUCACAGAAAUUUGCAGAUGAAUCUGCUAGGGAUGGAUACUCAUUGCAUCUGACCUUUGGAAUUGAGGUGGAGCCUCCAUUUGAGUGGGAAGGUAUCAUACACAUUGCUCUUCAUUACUGGGAACAAUGCCAAAAAAUGGAAAAUAUUAUACACAAUUAUGGUUCAGAGAAAAAUUUCUACAUUGCAGUACAAAUAUUACAUAUUGCAAUUAGGGACUUGGGAAAUUCAUACAGCCUUUUACGAAAGGCUUGUACAGUUGCUGCACCUUUUUUGCAUUGUAACAGAAGGAACAAAGAGUGGGAAGUUGAAUUUGGACCUGGUACAAACAUUGAUACUAAUUCACCUGGAUGCGAUGAAGAAGUUUCAUCUUCAGAGGAAGUGUUUUCUAGCUUAGUAGGCAUGGUAAGAAGACGAUGCAACUUUGCAGUUGCAUAUAGACAUAUAGAAAUUAAUGUGAGCCAUUUUGAUUAUGAUUUGUUCCCUUGGAUGAAGUGGCUUCGGCAUCUAUAUUCAGGAGACACUAAUUCAAGCAGUCAACAUGGUCUGAAUGAUCCUUCUGAAUAUUUGAAGGAGAUAUUUCCACCAGAUCAAGUGAAAAUAUUGGAUUAUGAAAGGGCAUUCUUGCAAGUGAAAUCCGAAUUUUGCAAUGAGGUUAAGUUUGAGGAAGCAUUCAAAGGUUUUCAAUUUCUUCUUGAAAAAUACAGGAAUGCCAGAAAACAGUUUAUCAAUGGAAUGUUGGCUUUGCAUUUAAGUUUAAUGAAGAGGACGUAACAAUAGACUUUGUUGUGAUUCCAUUACCUGCAAAAUAUUCUGUCAAGUGGUCAAUAUCUUUUGUUGGUCGUGUCCCAAUUCAGUGGAAAACAUUAACUGCUAGUAUUGUACUGGUGAUAGAAAUCACUUCGACAAUGGAGACUUGUAAACCAUAUAGAAGACAAGUUGGUUGGUUAUUCUUGUUUACAAUCAAAGGUAGGAAUCACCACACUAUAUUGUAAUAUAAAGCUUAUAAGAAUAUCAAUGAUUCAAUACAUCUAGUGAGGUAUGUGGAUUAGUUUAAUCUAGAUUUUAUUUUUUCUGGUAGGUAGUGGAUAACCAGUUAUGUAAUGGACACUUACGGUUAUAAAAUCAUUUGCAUUGCAAUA
Molecule: messenger RNA, 3324 nt
Organism: Cryptomeria japonica (Japanese cedar)
Lineage: Eukaryota; Viridiplantae; Streptophyta; Pinopsida; Cupressales; Cupressaceae
Exons: 4
Coding region: 242-2956 (904 amino acids)
Cellular component (GO): nucleolus
Molecular function (GO): histone H3K4 demethylase activity; histone H3K36 demethylase activity; protein binding
Source: RefSeq, a predicted model, not a curated record